AUGGAAACAAUUCAAAUAUCAUUAAAUUAUGAUCGACAUUCAGACCAAUCCUUAUUUGACAUAUGGAAAUUAACAAAAGAUUCAAAUAUAAUAUCAACCACUUCUAAUCUAUCAUCUCAACCACAACGAAUAAAUUAUCGAUCAUGGAGAUUAAUAAGUCAAAAGGUAAUAUUAAAACAAAAUAGNAUCAUCUCAACCACAACGAAUAAAUUAUCGAUCAUGGAGAUUAAUAAGUCAAAAGGUAAUAUUAAAACAAAAUAG
Molecule: messenger RNA, 261 nt
Organism: Hemisphaericaspora subhashii
Lineage: Eukaryota; Fungi; Ascomycota; Pichiomycetes; Serinales; Debaryomycetaceae
Exons: 1
Coding region: 1-261 (86 amino acids)
Source: RefSeq, a predicted model, not a curated record